AUGGUACCGCUUGUUGGUGACAGAACCCUGAACGAGAUGCUUCAUCGAAGGAUUGUAGAACCAAAAUCGGAGAAAAAUUCAUCUUCAGAAACUGCUGUGAAACCACUGGUUAAAUCGCAUGACGGUGAUAAAUUUUGGUGGUCUUAUAGUACCACAGCCUCUUCAUUACAGCUUUUGAAAACCUAUUUGGAGCAAUAUCCUCUGGAAAGAUUCCCGAAUUGGAGUCUUACUAACGACCCAUAUUAUGUCGAAGCUCCAAUUGACAAAUUAGUUGAUUUCGGGUUUCACCUUAGAACGCACUUAACUGCCUUAAUUUUGGCUGGAAAUCCGGCUAUUGAAUAUCUACAGCGUCGGCAAACGGGAUUAUUGACUUUUUUGGCUCGACUGUUCACGAAACUUGGCUUGGAAGAAUUUUUCACUUUAAUUGUGGUUGGAAACUUGUGGUUGUUCGAUGCAAGGUUGGGAAGAUUUCUUUCUGCUUUACUUGCAUUGGGUUUCUCUGUCUCUGGUGCACUGAAAGGAUUGUUCUGUCUGCCGCGACCGCCAUCUCCGCCUGCUAUACGUCUUAGCGAAGAAGAUAAAGAUUGGUAA
Messenger RNA from Enterobius vermicularis (human pinworm), 591 nucleotides. The record is from the annotation of a GenBank genome assembly. NCBI's taxonomy places the organism in Eukaryota, Metazoa, Nematoda, Chromadorea, Rhabditida, Oxyuridae.